CUGUGUUUGGUAAACUGACGGAAUUUACAGGCGAACGCUCUCUUGACAAAACUCUUUGAAAUAGCAGCCAUUUUCCAGCUUAGAGUUUGUUUGUUUCAACUUUACGGAUCCGAAUCGGCGUUUCAUCUCAGAGAUCGUCGGAUCGUGAGAAUCCGUCUGAAAAAAUAAAAUUUCCUCCGAUCUAUUUAAGGAAUCCUUUUAGGUUCAAAAUAAAUGGUUUUCAGAUCUACAUUACCGAUAAAAGAAAUGAAUAAAACGGCAACCGAGGAAAAAGAGGACAUUGUAAAAGAAUCUUUAUUCAGAUUUCUAAUGGAGCAUAUACCAAGUGCACAGAUCAGCACAAUCGAUGAAAUAGUGCUAAGCUACGUUGUAAGCAUUUUGGAAGACCUGGGAGAAGAAACGACCGGAGACAUCGAAGAGGCUUUCGAUGCCGAAGGAUUCUGCGAAAUGAUGGCAGCUUAUUUUCCUGAAUUUUCCAAAAUCAGCCUUCCUAUAGUGUGUGAGUGGAUGUUCGAACUUGAAGCAACCCUUCGCAGGACGAGACAUAACGGCGAUUCGUACAUUGAACGGGACCUUUCAGAAUUAUUGAUUCCCAUCUCUUUAAGCAGAAAUCGAAACUCAUCUUCGGAAUGCUCAAGUGGAGGCAAAGGAAAGUCUCAUAGGAAACACCAGAUUUCAGAAGCCAGCGAUGGCAGUUGUAGUUCCGACAGUAGUGGUGAAUAUUAUGCUCAUGAGGAUAUAGCGGAUUAUGAAAAGAUCCAGAUUUUACAAGAAAUGUUUCCGGGCUUAUCUGAAAUAGAAGCAAGGCACUGCUUAACUGUCGCAGGCAGUGAUGUCGCAACUGCGGCCCAGCUUGUGUUGCACAGACAAGAAGCUGGGCAAACGCUUAAUCACAAUUCUAUUAUUCAGCAUGGAGGACAACACAAAUCGUUGGUUGAUGAUCAAGAGUUGAAAUCUAGGAUCAUAGCUAGGUACAGUUUUGUCGAUAAGGAUGAUGAUACAAGGGAACAUCGCCCUGUUGCUCCAAAAUCGGAACCAAAGAAAAUGGUUAGGUAUAGAGAUAACAAGAUAGUCAGCUUGAAAGGUGAAAGAUUCACAGAGAUUAAGAGGGAAGAUGAGGAGGAUUCUAAGAAGUGUACUCCAGGUAUAAAACCUCCUCGACAAAAUAAGUAUCAUUGAUUGGGAUUUGUUGAGUAUGUCUCUGUUUUAAAAUUCUCCUGACAAUGGUUUUCUGUAGCGUUAUCUGCUACUAGGCAUAUAUUAUUCAUUCUCAUUGGGAGAUUCUCUAAGUUCAAACCCAGUCCCACUACUUUAGGUACACUGUUGGAAGUUUUUAAUAUUUGUGGACAAUUUUCAGUUAAAUAUUUUCUAAUUAUUUUUUACAUUAGUUAAUAAGACUGCAUAGUUUUUCGUAAUUUAUUUUAUUUUUAGAAUUAAUUUUAAACUGUAUUUAAAAUACUUAAAAACAAUGUAAUUUUAUUAAUUUAAAAAAUAAAAUUUUAAAAAGUUAGUCCAAAUAGUAUGUCAUCUCAGGCCCUAUUUAUGUAAUUUUUAAAUUGUAAAAACACUGUAUUUAUUUAAAAGGAAGAUAGAAGUAAUUUGCUGAAAUUUGAUAUUGGUUUACACAAUAUUGAGCUUAAAAUAUUGCUCAAUGUUGCAGAUUAACAUUAUUAAAUUAGUAAAGAAUAAAACAACUACAGAUUAAUGAAAGCAUUGUUAAGUACUUACUUUGUUUUUAGUAUUUAUAAAUGAAAAUAAAUAAAAUAUUGUAUCUGGUGUUACCAAAUUGAUUGUUGGUAUUUAUAAUUAUAUGCCAUACACAAUUGUGAUGUUACUCCCGAUAUCAGGGAUAGUUAAAUUGAUAUUUUACUAAUAAAAAGGGCAGAUUGAUGUAUGAAUAAUUUUUUUACACAGGAAUUUAUUAUGUGCAGCUAGAAUUUUUGUUACUGGACAAAUCUUGUUUUAUUUAAUUUUUCAUUUGUCUAAAAAAAAAAGUUAUUUAGUACAAGAAGAAUAUCGAGUGUUUUUUAUUCGUGUUAUUCGAUUUUCACUUAUUUUCCAAGAGAGAAGAUUUGGUAUGAUUUUACACCAAUUUUCCAUUUAACCCUGUUGUGUAGAUUUCUUCUUUGACUUUUCUGUCCUUCAUUGCUCUCAUUAUUUAUUAAGGGUACCGUGACAGCAGAUACAGUUAGGGUGCCCAAUCGUGUGUGUAUGUGGUGCUGUGUUAGAUACCUGACAUUUCUUAAAAAGUUUUAAUCGAGUGAGUGUUCUCUGGUCUGACCCUUUGUCUCGUUCGAUAGGUAGUCAGACAUAAGGUAGCAGCUAUUAAACAAGUCAUUAUCAUAAAUCAUAACAUGUUUUCUAGUUAGAUUUAAUAUUAAUUUGUCUUGCCCUUAUAGUUCAUACUAUUAGUUAACAAUUUUCAGUGGUAUUUUUAAAAGGGUGAUU
Molecule: messenger RNA, 2448 nt
Organism: Cimex lectularius (bed bug)
Lineage: Eukaryota; Metazoa; Arthropoda; Insecta; Hemiptera; Cimicidae
Product: CUE domain-containing protein 2
Exons: 7
Coding region: 214-1179 (321 amino acids)
Source: RefSeq, a predicted model, not a curated record